Condylostylus longicornis is the source of this 2453-nucleotide messenger RNA. It is a transcript of the gene Ddx1, whose product is annotated as ATP-dependent RNA helicase Ddx1. The coding region runs from base 101 to 2281 and encodes 726 amino acids. The transcript has a single exon. Lineage: Eukaryota; Metazoa; Arthropoda; Insecta; Diptera; Dolichopodidae. The record is from RefSeq and is a predicted model, not a curated record. Gene Ontology annotation, molecular function: protein binding; nucleic acid binding; RNA helicase activity.
UUAACCAUAAAUUGCAAUUUCGUUACUGAUUGCCGGGUUUAGCUUAAAAAUUAAUCAAUAACUUUUUUUUUCAUAUUAUCUUUGGCUUUAUUCCAUAAAUAUGACAGCCUUCGAAGAAUUUGGUGUACUCCCUGAAAUCGCUAAAGCUGUAGAUGAAAUGGAGUGGAAUUUGCCAACAGAUGUUCAAGCCGAAGCAAUACCACUUAUAUUAGGUGGAGGCGAUGUUUUAAUGGCCGCUGAAACUGGAUCUGGGAAAACUGGAGCAUUUUGUUUACCAAUUGUGCAAAUAGCAUGGGAAACUAUACGCGAUAUAAUGGAAGGAAAGGAAACAAAAUCAAAUUCGCAAGGUGCUAUAGUACCGUGGACUAUGUCAUUUUUUGAUCGAAGUAGUGCUUUAGCUGUAACGCCAGAUGGGUUGAGAUGUCAAUCUAGAGAAUUCAAGGAAUGGCAUGGAUGCCGUUCUACCACUGGAGUUCAGGGAUCUGGAAAAUAUUAUUUUGAGUCUGUUGUUACAGAUGAAGGCCUUUGCCGUGUUGGCUGGGCUACUACACAAGCUAAAUUGGAUUUGGGAACUUGUAAAUACGGUUUUGGAUUUGGAGGUACAGGGAAAAAAUCCAACAACAAACAAUUUGAUGAUUAUGGAGAAGCUUUUGGUAUGCAAGAUGCCAUUGGAUGUUGUCUAGACUUAGACAAUUUUGAAAUCCGAUAUACAAAAAACGGUGUUGAUUUAGGUACAGCCUUUCGUAUUGAAAGAAAUUUACAAAAGGAAGCUUUUUAUCCAGCUGUUGUUUUAAAAAAUGCUGAGAUGUCAUUCAAUUUCGGAAAGACUGAAUUUAAAUAUCCUCCCCCAAAAGGUUACGUGGCUAUUUGUAACGGUGAGCAACGAAACGUGAAAAUAAAUCCACUUGCUUCAUCGACUGCCAAAAGUGAAGACAAUAAAAUCAAGCCAAAUGCUCCUCAAGCAAUUAUUAUUGAACCAAGUCGUGAAUUAGCUGAACAAACUUGCAAUCAAAUAACUAAAUUUAAGAAACAUUUGAAGGAUCCUGCUUUGAAAGAAUUAUUACUAAUCGGUGGAGUAAAUGUAAAAGACCAAUUGGCACAACUGCAAUCUGGAGUAGAUAUAAUUGUUGCGACUCCUGGACGUUUAGAAGAUCUUAUAGGAGGGGGGCAUGUUUCAUUAACGCAUUGUCGAUUUUUCGUUUUAGAUGAAGCUGACGGGCUUUUAAAGCAAGGUUAUACAGACUUGAUUGAUAGGCUACAUAAACAAAUCCCAAAAAUUACAUCUGAUGGUCGACGUCUUCAAAUGAUUGUAUGUUCUGCAACAUUACAUAGUUUCGAAGUAAAAAAAUUAGCUGAAAGAUUAAUGUAUUUCCCUACUUGGGUUGAUUUGAAAGGUGAAGAUGCUGUUCCAGAAACUGUACAUCAUGUGGUAGUAAAAGUUGAUCCACAAGUUGAUUUGCUUUGGCAAAAUCUUCGUCAGCAUGUUCAAACAGAUGGAGUACAUGCAAAAGAUGAUGUUCGUCCUGGGGUAAGAACACCAGAAGCUUUCUCUGAGGCAGUGAAAUUGCUUAAAGGCGAAUAUUGUAUUCGUGCAAUUGAAGAACAUAAAAUGGAUAGAGCCAUUAUAUUUUGCAGGACGAAAUUAGAUUGCGAUAAUUUAGAAAGAUAUCUUAAGCAACGUGGUGGUAACAAAUAUUCUUGUGUAUGCUUGCAUGGUGAUCGUAAACCGAAUGAAAGAAAGGCUAAUUUAGAGAAAUUUAAAAGAAAAGAAGUGAAAUUUUUGAUAUGCACCGAUGUUGCAGCUAGAGGUUUAGAUAUUACUGGAUUACCCUAUAUGAUUAAUAUAACUUUGCCAGAUGAAAAAUCCAAUUAUGUGCAUCGUAUAGGUCGUGUUGGUCGUGCUGAACGUAUGGGUCUUGCUAUAAGUUUCGUUUCGACAGUACCAGAAAAGGUUUGGUAUCAUGGAGAAUGGUGUGCUUCACGUGGUCGUAAUUGUUGGAACACAAAUUUAACUGACAACGGCGGUUGUUGUAUUUGGUAUAAAGAAAAAAAUUAUUUAGCUGAUAUUGAAGAACAUUUAAAUGUCACUAUUCAACAAGUUGAUACUGAUAUUAAGGUUCCGGCAAAUGAAUUUGAUGGAAAAGUGGUAUAUGGACAAAAACUAUCAAAUAAUCAAUCAAAUUAUCAAACUCACGUAGAUCAAUUGAAACCAGCUGUCAUGAAAUUAAGUGAAUUGGAAUUGAAAGCGCAAACUCUUUUCCUUAAACAUGCAGGCUUUUAAGGAAAGAAGAUUACUGGGAUCUCAUAAAAAUUGUAAUUUUAAUUUUUUCAUAUAUCAUUAAAUUUUAGCUAACCGGCAGAAGAUCCAAAAAAAAAUUUAUUUCUUUCUAUUUAUUUCUCUCCUACUAAACAAUUUGGUUAUAUAAACGGGGGAUUUGUUAGACCGAAUUCGG